UCCUGCACGCGGGAGGAGACUCGCUCGAGUCGACUGUCAUUCGCGGACCAAAACCCUGACUGGACAUUAUUACCUUUAUUUCAAUAGAUAUCUGUGUAGCGUAGAGCUGUUUUAUCAUAUCUUACGAGAGUUUAAACCUGGAACAUACUUAAUAUAAUAACGUUACCCAGGGCCACGUUUACUUGUGCGACUUGGAAAGAGUUUUAUUCCCAAGAGAACUCCCGACGCGUUUGGUCUUCCUAAGAUAUUGGAGGACGCGUUUAUAAAGGCUUUUUAGGACAGCUUUCCGUUCCCUUUUUAAUAUUAUUUCGUUAUUCGACCGGUUUUUAUUCAUUUGCUUCUCGCUUUCUAUUCGAUUUAAACGCUAGCUAGUCUAAACUAGCCGAGUCCAGUAAAAAUGGGGUUACACCCGUUGGAGUUUAGUGAGUGUUACCUGGACUGUCCUGCUUUCAGGGAGAAAAUCAAAGCUCAUGAAGCAGAGCUGGACAAAACCGGCAGGUUUAUCAAAGAGCUGUAUAAGGAUGGAAAGAAUCUCAUCAAUGCCACAAAGCAGCUUUCAUUGGCCCAGAAGAAGUUUGCUCAGUGCCUGGGUGAGUUCAAAUUUGAGUACAUCGGCGAUGCCAAAACUGACGAUGAGAAGUGCAUUGAUGAAUCAUUGCAAGAAUUCUCCUCCUUUCUUAGAAACUUGGAAGACCAAAGAGAUCUGAUGAUGAGAAACAUCACAGAGACACUGAUGAAGCCUUUAGAAAAGUUUCGGAAAGAGCAUCUUGGCUCAGCAAAGGCAGAGAGAAAGAGGUACGAGAAGGAAACAGAGAAGUACUACAGCUCACUAGAGAAACUUUUGAACAUGUCAGCAAAGAAGAAAGAGCCACAAUUACAGGAGGCAGACAUGUCGGUGGAAGCGAUGAGGCAGCACUUUCAGGAGUCGUCUCUGGAGUAUGUUUGCAAGCUGCAGGAGAUACAAGAGAGGAAGAAGUUUGAGUGUGUCGAGCCUAUGCUGGCGUUCUUUCAGACUGUAUUUACUUUCUAUCAUCAGGGAUACGAGUUGGCCAAAGACUUUGACCAUUAUAAAAAAGCCCUUCAAAUCAAUAUUCAAAAUACACGGAGUCGUUUUGAGGGCACACGCUCUGAGGUGUACGAGUUAAUGAAGAGAAUCAAAGAGUCGCCACAGGAAUACAGACAGACCAGCCCCAUCAGUAGUGAGGGCUAUCUUUACGUACAGGAGAAACGACCUCCUCCUUUCGGAUCCAGCUGGGUGAAACGCUAUUGCACGCUUGUCAAAGAACAGAAAAUUCUGCACAUGAAGACAUUUGACCAGAGAUCAGGCGGGAAGCUUGGUGAGACAGAGUCUGUUACAAUCAAGUCUUGCAUCCGCAAAACCACAGACACUCUUGACAGGAGGUUCUGCCUAGACAUAGAGAUCACAGACCGACCAAUCACAGUCCUGACGGUCCAGGCACUCUCAGAAGAUGACCACAGAUUCUGGAUGCAUGCGAUGGGAGGAAAGGAACCGAUGCAGUAUCUCAACCGGACACAUUCACGAGAAAGAGGAAUUGAUGCCCAGUUGGAUGACGUGGGAAUAAGCUUUGUGAAAAAUGCAAUAAAUGCCAUUGAAACCAGAGGUAUUAAUGAUCAAGGUCUGUACAGAGUUGUCGGGGUCAGUUCAAAAGUACAGAAGCUUCUCAGUUUAAUGAUUGAUGAGAAGAGCAGUGGAAUAGAUUUAGCAGCCAGUGAGGACUGGGAUGUCAAAACCAUCACCAGUGCUUUAAAACUUUACCUGAGGAGUCUUCCAGAGCCACUAAUGACAUACGAGCUGUAUAAGGAGUUCAUCGUCCCUGCAAAGAGAUUCGUCGCAGAAUCUAGAGUUCAGGCCAUUCACUGCCUGGUUCAUAAACUGCCAGAGAGGAACAGAUUAGUGCUCAGUCUGGUUACCAAGCAUCUUGCCAAUGACUGGGCAGACGUGUCUCCUCAAAAUAUAGAGUGGGAUUUGCUGGCAGCCAAGGAUGUGCAAUUGAAGAUAUUCGGGGAUGCUCCGAGCAGCUCUCCAUCUUUAGCUGCUACACCCCUCUCUGCGCCAACCAGACAGUCCAAGAGGCUCAGCCGGCAGAAUCGCCCGCUGGCUGUAUACAACCCGCAGGUGCUGGAUAUUCAAACAGUCUCUCCAUCCUCUGAGAGUCCAGCCCUGGUUAAUGAUGAGACAUCAGUGAGCAGUAAUGAGUCGGUCUCCUCCCAGUCUUCGAACGCCUCUGGAACACCCCCCAUGAAAUCUAAGAAUCAUCACGCCACCAUUAGCACAUCCCUGCCAGAGAACACCGGGAUAUGUACUGCCACAGCUUCAUGGAUGAAUUCUGCCUCCCCUGCCUCAGUUACACCAGUGAAACCUGGAUCAGUAGGAACUGAGAAGAAUAAACCUGAGGAAUGUGUCACCCUCAUGAAAGCAAAGGCUGUGUACCCCUGUGAGGCUGAACACGAUUCUGAACUCUCUUUCCAGGUUGGCGCAAUCUUCCAUGACGUGACACUCUCCAGGGAGCCCGGAUGGCUGGAGGGUGUGCUGGAGGGAAAGCGAGGACUCAUCCCUGAAAACUAUGUGCAGAUACUGUAACUCCGAAAAGAACUAUCCUCACACUUCUCUUUAUAUACAUGGCAUCCAUGGUCUCGGUGGCUCUUUCACAAUGGCACUGCUUGUCGUUCCUCCAUCCUUCUCCACACUGAGAAAAAUAUAUAUAUACUGUAUCCAAAAACACAGAUAUUGCAAGCACAGGAGUUAAGUUCAAGUAUAAGCUAAGAUGUGCUGUAUACAUACAAAGAGACUGCACUUUUAGAAAUGUAAAUAUACAUUUGUGUGGGAAAAUAUGCAUCCGUCAUUGUGACGUGUUGUCCUCUUUUUCUUUUUUUAAUUGCAUGUCAUAAUUUUAGCCAAGUAGUUUGGGUUAUUUAGCAUUUGUAUACUCAAUACUCAAAGAUACCUUGAGUGUCUUUGUAUUUAAUAUUAUCAAGUUGCAUUUAAUUGGGCAUGUGAUGAUGUAUAGUAAAACGUGUAACCUUAUGACAGUGCAGUGAACAUUGUCAGUUUUGUGUCUUGGUUCAUUGGAACACUAGAGCAACGCUUAUUAGACAUAAAUUUAGUGCUUGUCGGUUAUUGAUAUUGAAAUUGGUAUGCAAUUAUUAAAUCUUUCGCAUUGAUUAAAACUGAUGCUGUGCCUUAAAUUUAUUAUGCAUGGCAUGUUGGGACGCUGUUCAAUAACUCGAACAGAACAACUUGUUUUGCUAUUCUGUAUAUAGGUUUUAACGUCUUUUCGAAAAAUAGAGACCGAUAAAUAAAGUAACCCAUACAAUGACGUCAAAUUACAUAUUGCCAAGUCUUACAUCUGUGUUGUAUACAUAGAAUUAUUUUCGUGCAAAGCAACUUAAAAGCCAAGCACUUUCCCUCUUUAAAGUUUUAAAGUUUACCACAUAGUUUUUGCAGAAACCUUAAAAAUGGCAGGACUUCACUGAUGUUUAAUGAGACCAUUUUCAUUUUUCUAAGAGCCCUUGUUCCACGGGUUCAUAUUUGUGACUGAGCGUAUCUGCGGUGAUUUCAGACAGUGAUUUAUGACCUCUGCAAAGGUCUUGGCAUUGGUAUCAUUUUUUUGAUGUUGAUCAAUGUUAAAUAAAUAAAGCGUUUUAUUCUUA
Messenger RNA from Sinocyclocheilus anshuiensis, 3672 nucleotides. RefSeq names its product rho GTPase-activating protein 10-like. The transcript is spliced from 23 exons. The coding region runs from base 398 to 2602 and encodes 734 amino acids. Gene Ontology annotation, molecular function: GTPase activator activity; protein binding. Gene Ontology annotation, biological process: signal transduction. The record is from RefSeq and is a predicted model, not a curated record. Lineage: Eukaryota; Metazoa; Chordata; Actinopteri; Cypriniformes; Cyprinidae. Gene Ontology annotation, cellular component: cytoplasm.